GCAUAGAGCGGUAGUACAACGUCAUGUCGUCACACGCUCAGUCUUGUGUUGGUCGCAACCGCUUCCACUUUCGUUUUUGUUGUCUUACAUUUUCGCGACGAAAGGCUGGCAAAUUCGGUGAACAUGCGUAUGUCUCUUGGAAAAAUCCAAAUGGAUUAAAUGAAAGAACCAUGUUAAAUCGUGAUUGUCGAGUAUUUGGUGUUUUAGUGGUAGCCUCUUUCACCUGCGUCACAGAUUGUGUGGAGUCUCAGGCUUUCCUGAGGACACAGUAAUGAACCCAGAACAACGCAUGGGUGCAUCAGGCUCAGAGGAUGGUGAGCUGUACUUGUCAGAGAAUGACCUGACAGGCAAAGUACCCUCAGCCCCUCCUCUGGCUCUGGGCACAGCUGUGUUACACGCCAGGGUGAAAUGGCCAGAAGGGCAUAUACCAAGGAAGGACUUUGCUCUAAGGAAAGCUCUUCAGACAUGGCUAAGAAAGGACUUGGGCUCUGCAGUGGAAAUAGAAGGCUUGCAGCUUGAGGAUACCACGGAGUGGGCUACGGUUGAAAUAUAUCCAUCAACAGCUCUUGACAUAGUUCUGGACCAGCAGUUUGCACAGUUAAAGUUAAAAGACUCCCGAGUCAUCACUGUAGAGUUUCACAGAGAUAAUUCACAAUCAGUGACUUCAAUAAAAGACCCAGAGCAGCAUGCAGUAACUGAGACAGCCACCUCUACAUCAGAGGAGAUCACUCUCCCAGUGGCCCUGACCAUGGCAAUUGAUGUGCAGAAGUUGGCGCCUGACAUUCAGGAACAUUUAGUUGAAAAAUUCAGCAAAUUCAACUCAGGUGCCAACACUUUCACAAUGUCAGGAAGUUUACCAGACGUGGAUGAAUUCUUCACAGAAUUCUGCAGCACUAUAAACCCCAAGACAAAUGUAAGGGGCAGUGCUUUACAGAGCACACUAUCCAAGGCGAACAGUCACAUGACAGUCCCCCUUGCUCAUUAUUGGUACAUGAAUCAAGUGCACAGAAAUGAGAUGGAAAGGCUACAGCAAAAAUAUAGAGUCAGAAUCCACAGUGACGUCUCUAUGCAUGUUGAAGCUGACAAGGGUGCCACCAGUGACUCACUAGCAAAUGCUUGUCAGGAAUUUGCUGAACUUUUCCAAAGGUGCUCUUAUAAUCUUGAGACAAUUUCCCUACAAAGUGUGCACCAAGAUCCUACAGUCAUGAUUGAUUUCAUGAAGGACAUUUUGAGAGAGGAGAGAAAGUUAAUGCUCAAUGUGUCUGCUCAGAACUGGAGCCUCUUUGGGCCAGAAGAAAACAUUUCCACAGUACAGAAAAUAAUGGAUGUAAAAGCCAACAUGGAUGAUCUCAGAGUGAAGACCAAAGGAGGCAAUCCCAAAAGUACAGCCUCAAAGGAGCUACACAAAGAAUCUGAGGGGAAUAAACAAAGAGAAGUCCAAAUGCCUCAUGCAUCUGUCCAGAACGUCGAAGAGCGUGUAAAGGUCAGUUAUCCUACUGCAGAGAAGCCCCCCAAGAAAGUGUUGCUUAAAGAAGUUAAAUCGGAUGCUCUCAUUGACCCUCUUUUGACCGAUGGGAUUCUCAUGAAUGACAUCCACUGGGAGAUAAUGACGAAUACUUUCAAGAUGCAAAUAGAAAGCAUUAAGACUAGAUUUGGAGUGGCUCUGAUGGAGAACAGGUUAAAGGACAGUGUUACAGUCAGAGCUGUAGGGAAUCGUGCGAGUCUGGAGGUGAAUGCUCUCAGGGCAUUGAUGUCUCUUUACCAAAAGGUUGUCACGAGAGCUAUGUGCUGCCCUUUGCAAAAUGUAUCCCUCCUUCAAACAGAGAAGGUAAAAAUGCAUCUAAGUGACGUCCAUGAACAGAACCCAUCUCUUGCUGUCAAGGAAGGCUCUGGUAGCAAUGGAGUCUGGAUGCUGAUUGGCCUUCCAGAUCAUCUAUGUUUCGCAGUAAGAGAAAUCGAGAAGAAGCUUGGUGGACCUGUCUUUGACGAAAAACACAAGGACAUGAUUGGAUUUGACCGACAUACUGAAUUCCUGAGACCGUUUUCUGAUUUACCAGCAUGGAAUGGAUCAGAGGGUUAUGAAGAAGUGCAGUGGGGAAAGGGAGCAGCCUCUGGGGAGGCAAUUUAUGAAGAUGUUGAAGAGCCAAGGGGAGCAGAUAGAGGCGUUUUAGAAGGGGUAGGGAGUCCAUUUCUGGGAAAAGAAAUAUUGAAAGGAGGAAAUGGAUCAAAGUGGGACAAAGAAGAUGUGUGUAAAAAGGUGUUUCAAAAAGUUGAAGGAGACCAGCCAGAUGGAACAAUGACACACUUAAUCAAGAAAUCCACACUUCCUGGGUUUAAAAGAUGUGACACCAUCGUAAUUACCUAUCAUAUUCCCAGCGGCAUUCAGUCGAGAAAUCAUCCCAACCCAGGCAGACGUUUCAAAGGGGCUCACCUAACAGCAUACUUACCUGCCAUUAGAGAAGGACGGGAAGUGCUUCAACUGCUAAGGAAGGCCUUCAAUCAGAAAUUGGUCUUUACUGUUGGGACCUCACAAACAGGAGGGGGUGAUUAUGUGAUCUGGAAUGGCAUCCAUCACAAGAUCAACACUCAUGGUGGACCAGAAAGUGGCGGCUACCCAGAUGAUAACUACUUAAUAAGAGUAAGGGAAGAACUCCGAGCGAAAGGCAUUGAGUGAAGAAUCCCACGGCUCAACUCAUAACCCAGAAGAAUUAAUUCAAAUGCAUACUUUUUCAUAUAAUGUACCAGAAUCUGUAAUGUGGAAUUUAAGCUAAAAUUUUGGCAGGACUCAUCUAGACAGUCUAGAGGACGCAUGUCAUUCUUCACAGAGAUGUGACCUCUAGACAGUCACCUCCACAACACUAGGUUAAAUCAUAAUAGUAAUAUAAUCUGUUCAGAUUCAGAGUAUAUUUUGUUAAUAUUAGGGCUGUCAAAAUAACUGAUUAAUUUCGAUUAAUUAAUUUGAGAAAAAAUAACUGAUUAAAAAAAAUAGUGCAGAUUAAUCGAUUCCG
This is a messenger RNA of Alosa sapidissima (American shad), 3008 nucleotides long. RefSeq lists its product as uncharacterized. Lineage: Eukaryota; Metazoa; Chordata; Actinopteri; Clupeiformes; Clupeidae. Gene Ontology annotation, biological process: protein ubiquitination; Notch signaling pathway. The coding region runs from base 272 to 2674 and encodes 800 amino acids. The record is from RefSeq and is a predicted model, not a curated record. The transcript is spliced from 7 exons.